Rosa rugosa (rugosa rose) is the source of this 1401-nucleotide messenger RNA. RefSeq lists its product as uncharacterized. The record is from RefSeq and is a predicted model, not a curated record. Bases 650 to 1336 code for a protein of 228 amino acids. The transcript is spliced from 2 exons. NCBI's taxonomy places the organism in Eukaryota, Viridiplantae, Streptophyta, Magnoliopsida, Rosales, Rosaceae.
AUUUGACUUUGACUCGAAAGAUGACGUCAUGUGCUGAGUUGGAGCCGACAUAGGGGCCCACUUUUCUGAUUUUAAACACCCAAAGAAGGGCAAAAUGGUCAUUUCUAAUUUAAUUUAAUUUCUUCUUUUUUUCCUAUUUUUUCUCUUCAUUUUCUCUCUUUUCUUCUCUCUCUCUUGCGCUCUCUCUCUCUGACUCUCUCUUCCUCUCUGCAAAACCCAAAACCCGAUCUGAGCCAUGAUCUCUGCCCUCCUCCUUCUCCUCCUUUCCUCUACACCCGCCUCUCCCACUCCCAUUCCCACCACUUCAACUACCGCCACCAAACCCCCAUCUCCCAAAACGACGACGUUUCCCUCUCCAACCCCCUCAUCUCCGAGGUAAUCACCGCCGCCGUCACCACCAUCCCCGCUGAUGACACACCGGUGGCCACAACUUCCUCUCGACACCGCUCUCAUCCCACUUUGGUUUUCACAGAAGAGCUCCGGUGAAAGAGAAUCGAAGCCCGAAAGCUUCUCAGGUUCGCCGGCAAAUUUUUCGAUUCCGGCCAGUUCGUGACGUCUCACCGAUAGCCGAAGCUUCCUCUCGAUAUCGUGGACAUCCCUAUGGUGUCGGAUUGUCCCAAAAACGAAGCAUGAGUGAGAAUCGAAAGAGAUGGUGAAGGGGUUUCACGGUGAGUUUUCUUCCUUUUCCGGCUACCUUUGGUUUCAACUCGAGGGCUUGAAAAAUUUGUUCAAGGAAAGAAAAAUGACCAACCAAAAUGUGCUUAUUUCCAAUGUCAAAGGCGUGGCUGUGGCUGUUGCUGCCAUGAAGAAUCAGUCUGUGUUCUCUUCAUCGGUGGCGAAUUCCAUGAUCGAAUCAGGAGGAGGAGGCGGGUGUAAUUUCACCAUUCCCAGGAGUAUUAAGCUCUUGAAGGUUGAGACUGCAGAGGUUGGUGGUGGUGGUGGAGCUGCCCGAGUCAAUGCUUGUAUGGCAGGAUCUGAUCCUGAGUCUUUGGAUUUGCAGGUUCUGAGUGAUCCACAGAAAAGAGCAAUCUAUGAUCAGUAUGGUGAAGAAGGCCUUAAAGGCGGCAUUCCGCCUCCAGAUGCUGGGGGGCCUGGUGGUGCCACAUAUUUCCAAACUGGAGAUGGUCCAAAUGUGUUUAGAUUCAACCCCAGGAAUGCCAACGACAUUUUUGCGGAGAUCUUCGGGUUCUCUAGCCCGAUGGGUGGUGGAAUGGGAGGAGGUGGUUAUGGUAAUGGCAUGAGGGGUGGAAGAUCAUCCUUUGGUGGAAUGUUUAGGGAUGACAUGUUUAGUUCUUUUGGAGAAGGAAAAAUGUAUGGUCUGUGUAGGGGAAGAUAGGGGGCAAAGCUUCAGCAUUUGGUCGCUCUUAGUCUCAGCACACCCUCCUUUUGCAGAGAGGAAGA